AUGUCCGCGAACGAAAUAAGGAAACAAUUUGGAGACGAUUUGGAUGAAAAGCUGAUCGAAGAAUGCGUUUCGAUGUGCAAAAUUUAUCAACAGAGCCCAGAGGACCUCUUUUAUAAAUGGGAAUCAAUACACCUCAAUCUUUCCUCGCACUCUGAAAUCCGGGCACCGUUUACCAUGGACUCUGUCGCGUCUCUAAAGGCGUCUUUGAACCGCGGGCUGGCGACGGGCAGCAAGAAGGCCCAGCCAAAACAGAAGACGAUGAGAGGAGGCCGGAACUUAAAUCCUGCAUUUGCGACGCGUUACUCUGGGGCGGCAAGUCAUGGAACAGCAGUGAAAGCUGAACCGGAUGCGAUGGACGUCGAUAUUCCUUCGCGUGUAUCUGCUGCUGUCACAUUUAAGGGCCCAAAGGAAGAUAUUGCAUCUAGGAAGAGACGUGCUUACCGUUAUAUGUAUGAAAAGGUCUCUGAACGGAGUGAAGGCAAGGCUCUAUUACUUACAAUUUUGGAUGAACAAAUAGACGAAUUCGCCGAGCUCAUCCGUGAACACUACAAGAUUCCAGCCUCUGCAUUGGGUGAUCCGGCCGCAUCCACCGAUGAAGACGUCACGGUAGUUGGACGCAUAGUACAGGAGUCAGAAGCAGAGUCUGGCACCAAACUAACGGAAAGCUCAUUGACUCUUGAGACCUCGCGAAUGAUGGGUUCGGGAUCACGAGUACCUCUCCGUUUUGCACCCUCCCUAAAGAUACGCGGGGGUGCUUUAGGCGCUGGUGGAAUCAGUUUCUUCCCUGGUGCAUUGGUAGCUCUGAAAGGCAAGAAUGGAGGGGGAGGCUCGUUCCUGGCCUCAGAAAUCCUCGCACCACCACCUCUACGCGCACGACCUGCAAAGUCUUUUUCGGAUCCUGGGUAUUCAGAGCCUCCGUUCUCAAUGUGUAUAGCUAGCGGGCCGUAUACUUCAGAUUCGGAUCUCAGCUUCAAACCCUGGAGAGCUUUUCUCCCGAUUAUAAAGUCCAAAAAGCCCACAGUGGUAUUAUUGAUCGGUCCAUUCAUAGAUGCUUCCCACCCUCUUUUGAGAGCGGGAGCCAUUGAUACAACUCCACUCAAGCUAUUCCAUGCGCAGUUUACAAAACCCCUGCGAUCUUAUCUUGAUUCGUCCCCGGGUAGUGUAGCUAUCUUAGUUCCCAGUGUUCGUGAUCUCGUGAGCUUCCAUGCUGUAUAUCCACAGUGUGAGUUCAGUUCCGAAGUAUCCAAUGGCGAUUCCCGCAUACAUCUGCUUCCGAAUCCAGCACAGUUUUCUAUAAACAACAUUAAGUUCGCUGUCACCAGCGUAGAUGUCCUCUUUCACCUUCGGAAGGAGGAGCUAUUGAAACGGGGGGAAGAAAUAAACUCAACAGUGCCCUCGUCUCCUGAAGACACGGGCACGGAUUCUAUGGCAAACACAUGUCGACAUAUGCUCCAACAGCGAAGUUUCUAUCCGUUGUUUCCUGUUCCCAAGGAGCUGGCUCACGAAGUUAAUCUCGAUGUCACCCACUCGCCGCUUUUGAGACUUGGUGAAUCGGACGGCGGGAACGUCGCUCCAGAUGUUUUGAUUAUACCUAGUCGUCUUAAGCAUUUUUCAAAGAUUCUCGAUGCUACUUCAACUUUGAACCCUUCGUUCUUGACCAAAGGAACGUAUGCUGUAGUUCAAACAGGGCCCAGUGGUAGCAUCAAACCAGAGGUUGUUAAGAUGGACAGCUCGUGA
Molecule: messenger RNA, 1737 nt
Organism: Desarmillaria tabescens
Lineage: Eukaryota; Fungi; Basidiomycota; Agaricomycetes; Agaricales; Physalacriaceae
Product: DNA polymerase alpha subunit B
Exons: 10
Coding region: 1-1737 (578 amino acids)
Biological process (GO): DNA replication initiation; DNA replication
Cellular component (GO): alpha DNA polymerase:primase complex
Molecular function (GO): DNA binding
Source: RefSeq, a predicted model, not a curated record